AUGGUAAAUAAUAAUCAAGAAAUUUGUGAUAAAGGAGAAAAUAAAUUUUUGGAAAAUAAAAUACUAAAAGGUGGUGAAAUUAAAAAUAUAUUUAAUAAUUCUAAGGAAAUUCAGAAAAAUAAAGAAAUUAUGAGUGAUAAAAUGGGUCAGGAAAAACUUGAUAUUUUGGAUAAGAAAAUUGACAUAAUUAACAAUACAACUAUAACCUCUGCUGACACCACAACCGGAGAACCUAAUCAUUCAGAAAAUACUUCGGUUUUUCAACCUCCAGGUACCACCAUAAUCAAAACUCAAACACCAGCAACGACUACAAUCAGCGAAAAUCAACCCCCAGAAACUCAACCUCCAAUAACCACUCCAAUCAGAGCUCCAAUCCCAGUCACUAUAAUCAGCGAAAGUCAACCUCCAGUAACCACUCCAAGCGACAUUCCAACCCCAGUAACCACUCCAAGCAACACUCCAACCCCAGGAACUACAAUCAGCAAAACUCAAUCCCUAGUAUCCACUACUACCAGUGAAACUCAACCCGCAGUUACCACUCCAAGCGACACUCCAACCCCAGUAACCAGUUCACUCCCUCAACCACCAUUAACCACUGCAGUCUCUCAACCUACAGUGACGACCAGAUUACCUAAACCUUCAACUCCUAGUAAUUGUCGAGUUCUAGUAGUCAUACCAGGUACUCUAGGAACACCCAUACAAAGAUCGUUACAAGCUGAAGCUAUUAUUAGUACAACCACAUCCACCGCAACAACCGAAGAACCUAAUCAUUCAGUUAGCAUUACAACUACAACCACAGGCAACACCACAACCGAAGAACCUAAUCAUUCAGAUUUUCCUAAGAUGUGUGAAUGUGAUUAUAUGAUGAUGUUACUUAUUCAAUUUAUUCAAUCAAUAAAUGGUUCAAUAUUAACCACUGAAUGGGAAAAUGACAGUAACCCCAAUUUUUCAACAGGUACUGUCAAAUGA
Molecule: messenger RNA, 969 nt
Organism: Gordionus sp. m RMFG-2023
Lineage: Eukaryota; Metazoa; Nematomorpha; Gordioida; Chordodea; Parachordodidae
Product: mucin-17-like
Exons: 21
Coding region: 1-969 (322 amino acids)
Source: RefSeq, a predicted model, not a curated record